AUGUUUCGAUCUAAAAAAAGUUUAACAGUUCCAAUUAGAACUAAAGAUAAAAGUACACUUUUGGCUCCAUGUAUUAAUUGUGAAGAAUUUAUACCUUUUGAUAAAAUAGAUUUACAUGCCCAAAUUUGUACUUAAGUUUCUAACAAAGUUCUUAAGUAUGCUCAAUCAACUUCAUUAUUUGAAGAGAAUGAUUUCAAAUUAAGCAAAUUAAAAACUAAUUUACAAAAAAAAACUUAUUAACAUACUCAAAGAUUAUGUCGAAUAUGUGAAUUAGUUUCUUAAAUCAAUACAAUUGGAUGUGUAGAAGAAGCAUCCUUAAAAGAGUUUGAAAAAGAGUUACUCAUCUUAAGUUAGGAACCUACUCAAUCUAUAAAUUAAUCUUUAUAUAUUGAAAGAUUACAUUCACUUGUUUUGUAAAGGAUGAGUAUUAUUCAAAAUUAAUUAAACCUUAAGGCCAUCAGACCUACAUAAUCAUAAUAGAAUUUCUAUCCUCUAUAAAAUACUACUUUUGUUUCCAAAAAUUCCAAAAAUUCAACAGGUUCAACCCAAACGACUAGUAAUAACAACUUAUAAAAUUUAAUUCAAAAUUAAUAAGAAUCAUCUGAUAAAUUAAAUCGUUUCAACAAACUUAAUUAUUGUUAAUCACCAGAUCCUAGAAUGACUUACAUAACUAAAUUUUCUCAAAAUACUCCUAUCUCUUAAUAUGGAUUAACUUAAUAACAAUAAAAAAGUGAAAUUUUAACCCAUAUUAGUGAAUAAUAUCCUGAAAGUAUUGAUGAGUAAUCUAAUCCAAAAACAUUUGCUUAAAGAUGUUUCUAUUCAAAAGUUUUGAAUCUUAAAUUAACUUAUCCUUAAUCUAAUCCUGCUUAAAAAAUUCCUGUUUCAGUUUUAUGGAAAUAAGCUGAAAAGAACAAAGUUAAACCAGAAAAUUGGGAAAUAUUUAUUAAAGAAUGUCUAGAUAAACCAUUUCAAUAUUUAGAUCCUCAAAAAAUGAAUUCUCAAUUUAUUAAUUCCUCACAGAGAAAAUUCAAAAAAUAAUUAUGA
This is a messenger RNA of Paramecium sonneborni, 1044 nucleotides long. The record is from the annotation of a GenBank genome assembly. Lineage: Eukaryota; Ciliophora; Oligohymenophorea; Peniculida; Parameciidae.